Trypanosoma rangeli is the source of this 1755-nucleotide messenger RNA. RefSeq lists its product as uncharacterized. The coding region runs from base 1 to 1755 and encodes 584 amino acids. Lineage: Eukaryota; Euglenozoa; Kinetoplastea; Trypanosomatida; Trypanosomatidae. The transcript has a single exon. The record is from RefSeq and is a predicted model, not a curated record.
AUGAAAAAGGGGCUGAAAAGGAAGGUGAGGGGUGAACGUGUGACGACUUUUGACCCCACUAUAACGGGUGCGCAACGUCAUGGGGCGCUGCUUGGCGACGGACACGAAACGGAGUCGGUGCUAGUCGCCGCGACUCUCGCAAAUAGGCAGCUUCAGGUUUCCAGUUCGGCCUCUGCGUACUAUCAGAAGGUCAACCAGAAGCUGGCGCAGGAGAAUGUUCAAUUGGAGAAUGACUUGGAGAAGAAGGAGCAAGACGCCUCUGCGGUUAUGAAGGCGUUUGAGGAUUGCCUGGAGGCAGUGAAGUCUGCUAAUGCAAAACUUAAGGGUGAUUUGAGUGCCGCACGUGAGUCAGCGCAGCGCGAGGUAGUGGAGGCAAUGGCAGCGAUACAAGACAUGUUGGAGUCACGGGAUUAUCACCUUUUGAGUCUGCAGAAGCGCAUUGAAUGGCUUGAGGAGGAGCUUGCAAGUGUGAAUUCGUUUAGAGAUGCCCGUGACACACACAGGCGCGAGAUGGAGGCCUUAAAGAAGGCGUAUGCAGACGAGAAGGAUGACCACGCACGCGAUUCACAGACACUUCGUUUGCAGUUGAUGGAAGAGCGGGUGCGAAUCAAGGCGGAGGAACAGCGGCUUCUCGAGCGACACGAGGAGGACGUCCGCAAGUUGGCCCAGAGACUCCUCAGUCAAAAGACACGCGAGGUGGAUGAGGAGAACCAGCAACUCCUGGGGGAAAAACUCUUUUUGUGGGGAGACGCAAAUGCGGCACGAGAGCGGGCUGAGACCGUCCAACGCGAAAAUAUUGAGUUCCGACGGAAUGCGGCACUAGCGAGAUCAGCGGAGGCGGAGUACGCUGCGGGGGCCGCGCGUCAACGGCGGGAAAUGAAACUGCUCAAGGAACAGAUUGAAACGACGGAGGAGAAUCUCAACAAAGUAGUGGAGGAUUACGAACAGCGGUUGCAGAAACAGGCGAAGGAGCAUGCCACUGCGUUACGGCAGUUAACGCAGGAACGGGACGCGGCAAAGUGUUCUGCCGAACGUUUCUGUCGCGAGCUUGUGAAGUUGCGGUCACUAUCGCAGAAGAUGGUGAAGCGACGCACCGAGUUGGAAAUGUUUUUUUACGAUGCUUUGGCACAAGUUCGCCGGGAGAAGCUGGAGGAAAACCGGAGAGGCACACGCUCUAUCGGUUACCAUCAGACCAACUCAUCUUUCUUUCAGCCAACUCCUCCGCGACUGAGGAAGCGCGAUGAUGAGCCGCUGAUGAUUAGCGAUCGUGGAAUGCAGCUGCCACUGACACCUUUCUCGCGGCUGAGCGAUGGUGAGGGCAACACGCCGUGUCAGAAUAAAGAAACACUGUUUGGUGAUGGGGGUAUGGACACGAAUACUCUUCCGCUGGUUGCGCUAACAAGGAGUGAGUGCGACAUUACACAUAAUAACCGUCUUAUCCCUGCGAAGGAGUGGCACUAUGGCGGGAACGGCGUUCUGCAAACCCGUUUCCCUCCUCUGGCAGAGGAACCGCUGCUUCCCCACUCUGAUUUCUCUUGCAUUCCUAGUGCCCCCAAGCUGAAGGAUCUUCAAUCUAUCGAGAUCUCACAGUUGAGUUGGAAAGACAAGGAGCGCGUCUUGCAGCUCCUCUUCAAACAACUCCAGGGGAGAGUCAAUUCGUCAAAGGUAAAACAAUGUACAUCGAAAGACGAUGCUAAUUUUUUGGUCGGUGGCGUGGCUGUGAAUCCUGAAACGCACACGUUUCUCACGGAGUAG